UUAAAAGAAAAGAACAAGAAAUAACUAUUUUAGAAGAAGAAAUAUUCCAUCUAACUAAUUUAAUUGAUCAACUAAAAACAAAAAUAGUAGAGGUUCCCGCUUCCUUACUUGCUGAAAAAGAAUUAAAAAGAGAAUUAAUUCAAGCUCAUUCUAAAUAUAUUCAAGCCAAGAAGCAAAACUUUCUUUCUCUUAUUCUUAAUGACUGUGGAGAAUUAAUAAGUUUGGAAUUAGAACUAGAAAAUAAGAAGUUAGAAGAGUAUAAAAAUCAACGGCAAGAACAAACAACUGAAGUCAGCGAAAACGAAGACAUUAGUUUUCAUCAAGAGGUUUCUCCUAUAGUUUGGCAACAUUUUUGA
Entrophospora sp. SA101 is the source of this 356-nucleotide messenger RNA. The record is from the annotation of a GenBank genome assembly. NCBI's taxonomy places the organism in Eukaryota, Fungi, Glomeromycota, Glomeromycetes, Entrophosporales, Entrophosporaceae.